AUGCUUGACUCCGGCAAAGCGCUCGAUGCCGACGGAGGGAAGGAAUUGAAAGCAGCAACAGCAGCUCAGGGAGAUGAGGCGACAACAGAGGAACUUCAUGGCUGCGCUGUAAACUCGUUGAGUACAAACAACUUCGGCCAGGACGGAAAUCGUAAGCCGCGGGAAACUGACGAGACUAUCAAAAUUCUUGCGGCGUACUUGCGCCGGAUAGAUGAGGUACACGUACAGAUGAAGGGUGCGGCGGAGGCAGAUAUUGAGAAACUUCGGGUGGAGGCUUUCAUUGAAAGAGGUAGCUGGUGCCAAAUGGAGACUGAUCUCCUACGCAAGCGAAUCGCUCUUCUUGGGGACUCUCUCAGCGGUAUAAAUAGAGAACAUUAA
This is a messenger RNA of Eimeria maxima, 378 nucleotides long. RefSeq lists its product as hypothetical. The coding region runs from base 1 to 378 and encodes 125 amino acids. NCBI's taxonomy places the organism in Eukaryota, Apicomplexa, Conoidasida, Eucoccidiorida, Eimeriidae. The record is from RefSeq and is a predicted model, not a curated record. The transcript is spliced from 3 exons.